CAUACACACACAGACACAUUACAACAUGCAACAACUUCUCCAUACAUACUAUACGGCACAAACGCAUUUUUAAUCAUAAUUUCCCAGCAUUAUAAAUAAAAUAUAUUUAAGACAUAACAUCUUUUGAAGCCAGUAAUUUGAAUAUAUGAGUCGUACUUUAUAUGCAGUGGGUAUUGUUUGCAGAGUGCGAUGUACAGACUAGCGACCAAAAUAGACGCGCUGAUAGCGACUCGGCUGUAAAUCUCAUCGGAAUAAUAAUACAAUUGUUGUAUUAUAUAUCCACGAAUUUCACAAGCAGAUAUUUACUUAUUUAACAAAUAGAUGUUAUUUCUUAUUUAUAAACUAUUUUCAUAUUUUUUAAUUGUCCAGCAAUAUUUCGUAAAAUAAAACGGUUAUAUUUGUUACAAAAAAGCAUACAAGUGAUGUCCAUUAGAGCGUAAUGUCGUUCCCCUCUCGUGUGACAAGUGACAGCUUACUGCUCUCUGCAAUUUGUGUGCUCUUCACAUCUCAGAGACGAUGAUGAUGAUGUUUCAAUGUGGUGCGGUACACAGCAUUACGAAUACAUUUAUAGUAAGUGUCACACGGUAUGUAUAGUUGCUGACAUUUGCUUGGCACGUCGGGAACGAGAUUACUCUCUUGCCGCAUGUGCCAUCUCAAAAGUCGCUCUAUAAUAACCGUUCUCACUAUUUUAUUUAUUAAUUCCUCAUACAAUGUAAUUAAAACAUUAAUGGUAGAAUUUGCUAUUAAUUGAUAAAUGUAAAUGUUGCUUAUAUCUCUUUGAAGAUCCAUACAAAAGUUCUGAAUGCCAUCGAGUCCCUGUUAAUUAGGUUUUAUUGGCCAAGUUUGAAAAUAUGUACUCGGCAAAAUACAUUAAAAUAGUUAACGAAUUGAAUCUUGAAUAUUCAAUAUCAAAUAUUCUAAAGUGAUUUUCUUGAAAGUGCGCGAUUAAUUUGUAAUGCCAUUUACUGGCAUGCACUCGUAAAAUUGAGCCUAUUGACUUUAUAUAACCAGCACAUUGCGGCCGGCGCGCGUUGCGGUGCGGUGUGUUGUGCGGUGCAGUUUCGCAGUUACAGGUCAGCUCGGCUGCCCAGCACCAGCUCCGAUAUGCUAUAACUAAUGACAACCGCCCGUGGAAUGUCGGGGGCGAUGACAACGGCGAUUGCAUUGGUGGUGGCGUUGUUGUGUCUGGCGGAGCACGCGCGGGGCACGGUGAGCUGCCGCACUGCAUGCGCCCAGUGCGCAGCGCGCACCGAGCAUCAGGCGCUGCUGGAGGUGUACUGCGCCAUGUGCCACGAGUGUCGCGAGCGCCGGCGCGCCUGGAGGCACUUCGCGCCGCGGAGACGAAAGUCACCCAACCUCAAGCCCAAUCAUAGAGCCAAUUCUGCAGAUGGUAGAAUUUCCGGACGAGUCCCCGGACGGGCCGCCGGGUGGACCGCCAGAGGGGCCGCCGGAGGAGCCGCGCUGCCCAGAGCCGCCGCCCUGCGACUCGGAACAGCUGGAUGGCCCCCCGGACAUGCUCAUGCCGACGACGCCGGAACAGGGGCCGCCCGCCUCGCUACCCCCGGCCCCGUUCCCGGCGCCCGCGCAACCGUCCGCGGGGCCCGCGCCCUGCUGUCUUCCCAUGUGUCCCUACGCGCAGCCCUACGCGCCACCCUGCACCGCGGACAACUCGCCACAGAAGAUGACGUUACCGGAACCGACCACGGCCGCGCCUACUGAGUACUUCUACAUACACGUCGGUGUUCCCAAAGAUAUUAUAAACAACAUGUAAAAUGUACAUAUUAUGUUAUUUGCAUAUGAUCUAUUGUUUUGAACAUUCAAGUUAAGUCAAAGUAGGUUAAGUUUAUUUAAUAAAUAUAAUUGUA
Molecule: messenger RNA, 1865 nt
Organism: Papilio xuthus (Asian swallowtail)
Lineage: Eukaryota; Metazoa; Arthropoda; Insecta; Lepidoptera; Papilionidae
Product: predicted GPI-anchored protein 58
Exons: 3
Coding region: 1117-1719 (200 amino acids)
Source: RefSeq, a predicted model, not a curated record